AUGAACGAGGUCUUGAAGCCAACGGUUGAGGAUUUUAUGGACCCCAUAAGUACCACUCAGUCGUCUGAGACGGAUACAUUUUUUAUUCCUACUACUCGCCCUCCACCUAGAGCUCACGAGAUCGAUCGGUGGCAACACCACCUUGUAUUCCAGAAAUUCGGGGAAGCUCUACAAUGUGCAGCGGCUCUUCUAUUCCAAACAUGGCCACCUCCUGACGAAGAUCCGAAGCUCCCCGUAUCAGGAGAAAUCAAAAACCUUGAAAGAGUGUUUAAGGAUGUCUAUUACUUUCAAACGGAAGUUUGGAAUAUUCCAGAUCGGGAUUGUCAUGUCGUGGUUAACCAAAAGAUACUUGACUUCAAAAGUGUUGGAGGGAAUUGCAAGAUGGUCUUAAGAAUGUUUACUACGCCGACCAUGCAAAACCGGACAACUAACAGACUGCUAUCUUGGACAAAAAACGCCGGCGCCGGUUUUGUUGACUUCAUACCCCCCGUGCCUGCUGCAAGGGCUUUCAAAGUCAAUGUUGCCAGGAUUUCGAACAGCUCUGGUCUCUUCAAGCUCAGCUGGGCGUCGGGUGGUGCCUUCUCUUACAUUCGUGGCUCGGAGUAUUCGAUUUUAGUUGGUGACCUUGGGCCUGAGGUCAACGAAUAUUUCCAUGUGUCGCUUUUCCAAUCCAGAUUUACAUCUUGCAAAUAUGCAAAGAUGAUGACUGAUCCUGUCACUGGCAACUCUCACGGUUAUGGGUUUGUCCGCUUUAGCGACGAGAGCGACCAACAACGCGCCCUCGUCGGAAUACAAGUCGGUACUGGUGCUCCUCCGGCGCUGGAAUAUUGCGGGGCACCGCAGCCCAUGAACCAGUUUAUUGACCCCAACAAUGCUACCGUCUUCAUUAGAGGUUUGGUGAGCUAUGCCACCGAGGAUACACUUCGAUCUCUCUUCCAGGGCGUUGGGAAGAUUACAUAUGUCAAGAUACCUCCUGGAAAGGGAUGUAAUUACGUCCAGUUUGUGCUACGACAUGCAGCAAAAAUGACAAUAAACCAGAUGCAGGGCCAACCCAUUGGUAAUUCUCUUGUUCGACUGUCUUGGGGCCAUUCUCAGAGCAAUUAG
Molecule: messenger RNA, 1104 nt
Organism: Hyaloscypha bicolor E
Lineage: Eukaryota; Fungi; Ascomycota; Leotiomycetes; Helotiales; Hyaloscyphaceae
Exons: 5
Coding region: 1-1104 (367 amino acids)
Biological process (GO): mRNA splice site recognition
Cellular component (GO): cytosol
Molecular function (GO): mRNA binding
Source: RefSeq, a predicted model, not a curated record